Cetraspora pellucida is the source of this 586-nucleotide messenger RNA. The record is from the annotation of a GenBank genome assembly. Lineage: Eukaryota; Fungi; Glomeromycota; Glomeromycetes; Diversisporales; Gigasporaceae.
GUCAACGGCACUUUCGAUUGCACGAAAGUUAGGUAUACCAAUAAAUCCAGCAAAUCAUCCUAAUUGUCUAAUUGGUGCAAUUAUUGAAGCUAUAUCGGGUGAAGAUUUAAAGUCACUCAAAAAAAAUAAAAUGGCUAUAAUACAAGCCUUUCAAUCAAAUGGUUCAAUUGUAGCAAUGACAGGAGACGUAAAUGAUGCACCAGCAUUGAAAUUGCCGAUAUUGGCAUAUCUAUGGGUCUCCCAAGAAGCGGCCGAUAUUAUUUUAGUCAAUGAUGAGUUCGUAACUAUAUUUGAUGCUGUAAAAGAAGACAUAUUAAUGGAUGGUCCUCCUGCACAAUCUCUCGGCGUCGAACCAGUAGAUGAAAAUGGAAUGAGCAGUAGCAUUUUCACUUGUUGGGCAUUUUUCCAAGCUGUUUUUCAAACCGAGGCAUUAGGACUUGAUGAUAUUUUUGGACUUAUAGUUAUAACAUCAUCAAUAUUUUGGAUUAAUGAAUUUCGUAAGUAUUAUCAUAAUCAAAAACAAGAUGAUGAUUGGAGAUGGCGUAGUAUUUUCUAUAGGAAUUAUUUAAAUAAAAUUAGUUUAUAG